Truncatella angustata is the source of this 659-nucleotide messenger RNA. RefSeq lists its product as uncharacterized. The coding region runs from base 392 to 613 and encodes 73 amino acids. The transcript has a single exon. NCBI's taxonomy places the organism in Eukaryota, Fungi, Ascomycota, Sordariomycetes, Amphisphaeriales, Sporocadaceae. The record is from RefSeq and is a predicted model, not a curated record.
GCUGACAAUGUCAGAGGGAUCAAUAUCUGCAUAGCGAGCAUACCGACCUUUGCCAGGAGGAGUGUCGAUCAGAGAUCUCAAGUGUGGCAAUCGGAGUAGGAUCAGUGAAUAAAUACUGGCGGUGUCAGCAGUUUCUGGCAUAAAACCACCACAACACGUCCUCAACUCUACUUCAUGAUCUACUGACUAAAGUGUGUUAUCCGCCUUGAACAGAGCCGAGAAUAUACAAUUAUUUAGUACCUACCAUCCAUCCUACGCUCAGGUAUCUCACUGAUCCUAGCCAGCUUGCUUAACCCCUAUGCUCUAGCCGUCCUGCUCCGAGGCCCGCAAAUGGCUUGUCAGCCGAGAUGUCGACGGCGUGCGCAGGCAAGAUCUGCUCAUUCCAGAUACCAUGGUCGAUUGGCCCUGUCAGCGACAAGUCGAUCUGCACUUUGACCCCUCUAUGAGAGAGGAGUCGUGCAAAUGGCUGGAAUCGUUUGAUGCUCUGCAGUCCAAGACACUGAAGGCCUUCAACAAAGGGAAGUUCGACCUAUUGGCUGCUCUGGCUCACAGCGAAGUCCCUGAUGGCAGGUAUUCCAUAAGAUCUCGACGUCGACUAAGAACUAUUGCGUAAUCAAACUUGCUCCAUUUAUCCAUUGACAUCCAAAACUUCAUCUUCA